AUGGCAGUCAAAUCUACUAAGCUCUCUGAUUCAGAAUCCAUUCAGCAUGAGGCAGGUAUUCUCUCUGAUUUUAUAGGUUCCCCUUUUGUGAUUCAGUACUUAGGUGAAGAAAUCACAACCAUUGAUGACACAAGUGAAGAAAUAUUCAACUUGGCUUUGGGAUUUGCUGCUGGAGGGACCCUCGAUGGCCUGAUUCAGAGCUAUAGAGGUCAUGGGCUGCCUGAGUCUGAUGUGAGAAGCUACACAAGGUGCAUACUUGAAGGGCUUGUACAUAUUCACAAUUGUGAUUAUGUUCACUGUGAUUUGAAGCCGGAGAACAUCCUUCUUUUUCCUAGUGAUACGAGCACCAGUGGUAGUUCUAGUUUUGUGGCCAAGAUUGCUGAUUUCGGAUUGACUAAGAGCACCAAAGACGAUAUGGAUGGAUGGAGAGGCACUCCUAGGUAUACAGACCCAGAUGCUUUGAUUGAUAAUGUGCAGAAGCAGUGCUCUGAUAUUUGGUCUCUUGGUGCUAUUGUGCUUGAGAUGUUAACAGGCAAGCCCCCCUGGGAUGUGGAGCCUGAUUCGACUCUUGAUGAUUUCCUCGACAUGGUUGCUGGGGAAAUAACUCCCAAAAUCCCUACUGAAAUCUCUGGUUUGGCAAGGGAUUUUCUUAUGAAGUGUCUUGCAGUCAACUCAUGGGAAAGGUUUACUGCUCAAAAGCUCCUACUUCAUCAAUUUGUACAGGAGCCACAACUAUCUGAACCAAGUCAUGCCAAGGUGAAGGUGCUUAGCUCAUCUUUGGGCUCCAAAGAUGGUGCCUCUUGCUUCAAACCAAUUGAAGAUUCCCGCACAACCUCUGCCCCUGUUCCCAGAAUUCCGCCCCCACCGGGGUUUGAGAUACCAGCUGGACUAUAG
This is a messenger RNA of Prunus avium (sweet cherry), 894 nucleotides long. NCBI's taxonomy places the organism in Eukaryota, Viridiplantae, Streptophyta, Magnoliopsida, Rosales, Rosaceae. The record is from RefSeq and is a predicted model, not a curated record.